CUCAAUCAUGAACGCUUCGAUGUACGCGUUAUCUAUCUGCAUACUUAUUUCAUGCUUGGAGUUUGUGAAUGCGCUUACGGGGCCACAUGUAUGCUCCAGGAGUGUGCUUAAAUCAAGAAACACAUACAGGCAUUGUGGAUUUUUUGGAUGGAGCCGAUGUAGUAAAACUGUGUACUACUGGGGCACCGAAAAUUACUGCUGUGCAGGUUGGAAGACGGACGGCCAUGGCUCCUGUAGAAUACCAAUAUGCAGAGUAGGAUGUUAUAACGGAGGGACCUGCAUUGCCCCAGACAGAUGUCAAUGUCUUCCUUCCUACGCUGACGGGGGACACUGCACUAAUGUCCAAUGCUCACAUCUACACCCGUGUUUCCCUGGAGUCUGUACAUCGUCAUACAGCUGUAGUUGUAUGGAUGGAUGGCAAGGGCCAAACUGCCUGACAUUUAAGAACGCAAAGAACAUGCCAAAACUGCUUUCAUGCGAUGUAACUUUGAAAGACGACAGGAGAACUGAUUUGAAGAACCUCUUCUAUAUGAAUGUCCCGUGUGCUACAACCAAUGUGCCGAUAUGGAGUAACCAGGAGAACUUUAAUUAUGUCAAUUUCCAACUUCAAGCCAUAUUUGAACCGAUGUAUACGACUUUUCCCUCGGCAAACUAUGUUUCCAAAUCAGGUUUUGGAAUCGUUGCUAGCAACGCCCAUAUCACUCAUAGAAAAGUUAACAAGGACCAAAGCGGCAACCCUUUCAUCGCUUACGAUCACACGUUCAGAUGUUCUCAAGUCUCAAACACGAAUCCCUUGUUUGAUUUGAACUGCACCCUUAUACAAAGAGACUACAUAUACAGUAUUGAACAUGGAGACAACUUUACCGUGACGUUCAACGUGAAAAGUGGUGGGUUCCGGAACUUGAACAACAUAAACACAAACGUAUUAUACAGAACAAAUUUGUACAAUGGUCAUACAGUGUCGGAAACAGUAGAGUUUAAAUUUGACUUUGUAGCCCCAAAGCAUUGUUCCGAACAAGACUCUGGAAGAGCGUGUAUAAAAGGACAAGAACCAAUCGCAGUAUAUGAAGAUCUUACGAAGAAUCCAAUAAGACCACGAUGGUCGGGAUGGUUUGACGAUCAUUCUGGACUCCUUGAAUACAGACUUGAGGCAUUUCUCCUUGAGCCAAACAUUCAUGGCGAGCUCAUUGAACUGAAUCCGUUGUCUCCUGUUUUCACAUACACCACAAACAAUACAAACAACGUAACAUUUCCUACAUUCAUACCUAAGAAUUCGGGGAUGUUUUCGAUCUUACUGACAGCCGCCGAUAUGGCUAACAAUACAAAGAUUGCAAGGCGUCUUGUAUUGUUUGACAACUCGUCUGAAAUAACAAUUACAAAACCUGGUCUUCUUACGAAAAUGCCAAACGCUGAAGAUGUUGAACAAAUGGUCGUUGGAGACGGGGGCUUCUAUAUUGUCAGUGCUAUAAAGGAGACAGGAUUUAUGUGGCAAACGUCUGAAAAUGAUACGGAAUCACGGAUUGAAAUCCAUUGGGAAAAUCACUUUGUAAACGAUUUAUACGACAAAGGAAAGUUGCUCAAUAAAGUAUUACCUUACCCAAUACAAUUCCUGGACUUGGAAGAUGAUGGAAUUCUAAGAAGCAAAAAAUUCGUUGCUAUGGAUGACGAGGAGGGUGAUAGGACAAUGAAGGCGAUACCAAAUAAGCGUGGAUUGGUCAAGUUUGAAUUAAAUCGUAUAUAUACUGACGAUAAAGAGAUUCCAGUAUCAAAAUGGGAGAAAUUACCAUUGGAGGAGAGCUAUGUAAUCAUGGAGCACCUCAACGAUGGGAGUCACGUUAGGAUUUGGCUACGUGCGACUGACGUCAUGAACAAUACGGCUGUUGAUUACACUGAAGUUCAUAUUGACAACUCACCACCGAGAAUCUCAGAUCAGCAACUUAAGGAAAACAUUAUAAAUGGGACAUAUACGUACACAUCCAGAGUCACAUUCAAAGCGUCCGAUGAUGGAAGUGGUGUCCAUAAGUUGGAAAUGGCUCUUUAUGUUGGCAACAGUUCUACACCGAAGAAAAUACACUCAGUUUCGGCAAAUAAGAACGACUCUGCAGGCAUCUGUAAAGAUGACCCAUCUUGCAACUGUGUUCUGGAUGUGUGUUACCGCCUCCAACAAAUGAUUGACCUUGACAACUGCUGGUUUCUCGUCCCAAAGGAAGACCUCAAUAAAUCGGGGACAUUACACGUAACGACAUACAACCAGGCCUUGCUUACAAGAAAUUUCAACUUGACGAUUGCACACCUGAAUACGUUAAAUGGCCUUGAAGAAUAUUCCGGACCAACAAACAUACGAAUUGAAGAGAGAUUGCCAAAUGGAGCCCGCCUGACUUGGGAUAUUCCUGAUACCCCUUCAUGCUACGGGAGGGUGGAAAUAGCGUUAGUCGUCUACCUUGGAAACGGACAAACAAGAGUAAUACAGGUUAACAGCGAGCAGACUUCAGUUGACAUUGUCGGCUUAGAUUCAGACAAGGAGUACAGUGUGUCCCUGAAUGUUGGAUAUGAAGGGACUGAAUUAGCUGCUCUACCAUACAAAUUCAAAACAGCUGAAAGAGAAAAUCAUCUGCAAGGAGGCGUAAUUGCCGGCAUCGUUAUAAGUGUACUGGUUAUACCUGCACUGUUGACGGCAGUUUUUGUGCUCCUGCUGCGAAGAGGUUAUAUGCAGCCGGUACGACGAGGACUACAAGCGGUAUCUGUCAGGUAUAGGAGAUCAAUGGCCGGCAAUGACUUUUUCGGUAAGAAUUCUAGGUCUUAUACAAACUCUAUGUACAUCUACGGUGACAUGGACUUUGCAGACCUUGAUUCUUGGCAGCUAGCUCGAGCUGACGUCAGCUUACAAAGUAUUAUGAAGUCAGGGUCAUUUGCUGAUAUUUACACGGCGUCCAUCGCAAACAACGGCAACACAGUGGUAGCAAAGGUUCUUAAACAGGGCUUUACAAAACAAGACGAACAUCUAAUGAAAGCCAAAGUCAAUUUCUUUUCUACCGUGGUUGGAAAGCAUGAAAAUGUCAUUAAGUUUAUAGGAGCAGUUAUCGACGACACAGUUAUGGGACCGUUCAUCAUAUAUGAAUAUUGCUCCAAUGGGCAACUUAGUGACUAUCUUCAGGCAAUGAAAUCCAACAUGACCCUGGAGUCACAGGAAAUACUAUACAGGUUUGGCCUUGGUGUAGCCCGUGGCAUGGAAUACUUGGCCGGAAAAGAGGUUGUCCAUCGGCGACUGGCAGCACGGAAUAUUCUACUGGACAGCGCUGUUGAAGUUAAGAUUGCUGGUUUUGGACCCAUGGAUGUGGACGAAGACAAAGGAAAACGCGAGCGUAUUCCAAUCAAGUGGAUGGCUCCCGAGUGUUUGAAGACAACAAAGGGUGCGUCAGAGAAGAGUGAUGCUUGGUCGUACGCCGUCGUGUUAUGGGAAAUAUUUUCUCUCGGUGAUGCACCAUAUGAAAACAUUCGAGGAAAGGAGAUCCCAGACAAGCUGAAGAGUGGUUACAGGCUUCCCAAACCAGAACAGAGCGAUGACAAAUGGUACGACGUAAUGACGCGAUGCUGGCAAGCCCACCCAGAUCAACGCCCGACAUUCAAGACCAUCAGAGGAGAACUGGACGAGAUGUUUGUGGCCGCGCCUCAAGACGACUACUAUUUCUAUAGAAAAUAGUAUUUGACGGAAAAAGAACAGAUUGUUUAUAUGGAACAUUAUUGUCAACGUGUUAGGGGUAGUAGAUAUUGGAAUUAUGGAACAACUGCAAUACUUUGUAUAACUCAAAAGCUAUGUUUGUUUUUUUGUGAUGUGAGGGUAUUCAUAUAAGAGAUGAAAUGUAACCAAGUAGUAUGAUAAUAGAAGAAGAUUAUAUAGCUAAAUUAAAUUGAAUAAGAGAAAUUUGAAAAUCACGAUUGUCUAUCUAAUAGGACAAGUGCCUUGCAGUAAAUGAAAAUGUCACUCACCUCAGCAGGACUGUCCCCCAUUUAUGACGUUGACAAGCAACUACGUAAAGUAACAUUUGACCUAACAAACAUAAAACAUGUAUAUAUCUUACAGUUGUUUUCAAAUCAUCUGGUGGUAGACAUUUGAAUGUUAGUAGACAUGUUCUCCUUCGUAUAUCAGUUCAUAUAUUAUCAUUGCUAUAUUUCAUUAAAUUAUUAUCAUUUAUGAAGUUGAGAGGCAAAUACAGACAAUAAUAUUUGAACACAUAUAUUAAAUACAUUGUAAAUAUCUGACAUUAUUUUCAAGUCCAUCUGGUGGCAGACAUUUGACUUAUAAUAGGCAUAUAAUAAUGCUUGUUUCAAUUUAUAUAUUAUCAUGGUUCCAUAUUUGAGUAAAUAAUUAUUAUUUAUAAAGUUGACAAACAAUAACAGACGAUACCAUUUGACCAUACAUACAUUGAAUAGAUUGUAUAUGUCUUACAGUGUUGUUUUUUCAAAUUCAACUGGUAACAUUGGAAUGGAUGUAGACCUGUAAUAACUCGUUCAAUACAUAUAUUGUCAUAAGUUCAUAUUUGCGUAAAUGAAUACAACCUAUAUAGUUGAAAAGCAAUUAUAAUAGACAACAUUUUUACCAUACAAACAUUGAAUAUGUUGUAUAUACCUUACAGUAUUUUCAAAUUCAUCUGGUGGUAGACAUUUGGACUAUUGUAUACCCGCAGUGCUUCAUGUUAGUUCAUAUAUUAUCAUGGUUUCAUAUUUGAGUAAAUAGAUAUAAUUUAUAAAGUUGACACAAUAUUUCAGACAGACAUAUUUGACCAUACAAACAUUGAAUAUAUUAAAAGCAUCCGACGGUAUCUUAAAGCACUUCGGGCAGUAAAAAUUAUCAAGUAGUAAAUAUAGCAGUCCUAAUACUUAAUAUAUCAAUUUAGAUAUUAUCAAGGUUUUAUAUUUACUUAUGGUCUUAUUAUUUUUAAAAUUGUCAAGCCAUUUCAGAAGUUAAAUAAAUCGUAAACUUUACACAUGAAUGGAUUUCUUGUAUCUAAAAGUAUUUUCAAAAUGUCACUGUAUGUAUUGUAAAUAUUCUAGUAAACUGCGUGAAAUCUUAUAUUUAAAGAGCCAUAGUUUGUUUAAAGAGCCAUGGUUUGUUAUUUUUCCAAUAUAUUAUGAUAUACAUGUUUUCGAUCUAGGAUCAGUUCAAAACACAUUCACAUUCAUCUGCUUAUAAAUAAACUUUUAUUCAUUAAACUAU
Molecule: messenger RNA, 5215 nt
Organism: Mya arenaria
Lineage: Eukaryota; Metazoa; Mollusca; Bivalvia; Myida; Myidae
Exons: 25
Coding region: 8-3700 (1230 amino acids)
Biological process (GO): cell surface receptor protein tyrosine kinase signaling pathway; multicellular organism development; positive regulation of kinase activity
Cellular component (GO): signaling receptor complex
Molecular function (GO): transmembrane receptor protein tyrosine kinase activity; protein binding; ATP binding
Source: RefSeq, a predicted model, not a curated record